Aspergillus oryzae RIB40 is the source of this 495-nucleotide messenger RNA. RefSeq lists its product as uncharacterized. The transcript is spliced from 3 exons. The record is from RefSeq and is a predicted model, not a curated record. NCBI's taxonomy places the organism in Eukaryota, Fungi, Ascomycota, Eurotiomycetes, Eurotiales, Aspergillaceae. Bases 1 to 495 code for a protein of 164 amino acids.
AUGAGACCUCUAACUUUACUGCCCCUUCUUUCUAAUGCCUAUUCUCAAGGCCAGGCUUCAAUAACUGCCGAGGAUUCUCCUGAUCACCCGUUAGGAGAAUCGGAGUACAACAAAGUCUGUGCCAAUCCCAGCGACAACGAAGUGCAGGUAGCCCUGGGAUACUUUGUUCGAUACUAUUGCGACACCUACCCGCAGUAUUGGAAUGAUAAGAUUAAAAAUGUACCCUCUAUCGAAGCGUGCACUUUGGCAUGUAGCGAGAUACCGGGAUACAAGGGAGCUUUGUGGAAGAAGAAAGAUGCCACUUGCUGGUGGAGCGACCAUGCUACUGAUUUCGAGACCGAUAUAUACACUGAUGCCCCAGGAUAUGUGUAUAUGGUACAUGGGGCAAGAUGCUCUAUUAUCCACAGCAAGGAGGAACCUUCGCAGAGUCUAUUGAGCAGUGCACCAGACUCUGUCUUUCGAAAACCAAAUGCAAACUUGCACAAUAUACAGUAA